Molecule: messenger RNA, 1063 nt
Organism: Carya illinoinensis
Lineage: Eukaryota; Viridiplantae; Streptophyta; Magnoliopsida; Fagales; Juglandaceae
Product: zinc finger protein CONSTANS-LIKE 4-like
Exons: 2
Coding region: 167-949 (260 amino acids)
Molecular function (GO): zinc ion binding
Source: RefSeq, a predicted model, not a curated record
AUACACCGGUAUCGGCGUAGAAAAUCUCGUAAUUAAUAUAAAAAACCGAGGGUUCAUUCCAUAAAUUCCUGCAACUUGCACUUUCCUCUCCCCUUAUUGCCUGCCGGCAGAGAAGAGAAGGGUACUCGGAGCGAAAAGAAAGUGUGAGAGACGGAGACCGAGAGAGAUGAAAGGGUGCGAGCUGUGUGGGAAACCGGCUAGGAUGUAUUGCGAGUCGGACCAGGCGAGCUUAUGCUGGGACUGCGACGGGAAGGUCCACUGCGCCAACUUUCUGGUGGCGAGGCACUCCAGGAGCCUGCUCUGCCAUGUCUGCCAUUCUGUGACUCCGUGGAAAGCCGAGGGGCCCAAGCUUACCCCUACUGUAUCUGUCUGCGUGGGCUGUGCCGAUAAUAACAGCAGAUCAAUAUGCGAUGCAGAGAGUGAAGUGGAACCAGUAAACGAUGAUGAGGAUGAAGAUGAUGAUGAUGAUGAUGAUGAUGAGAAUGGUGACGAUGAUGGAGACGAUAGUUAUGGCGAGGAUCCGGAUGCGGAUGACGAAGGGGAGAAUCAGGUGGUUCCGUGGGCUUGUGCUUCUUCACCGCCACCGCCUCCGGCGGCUAGUUCUUCUAGUGACGAGGAGGACGGAGAGGAAUCAUCGACAGCUAUUUCGGCUCUGAAGCGAGUGCGAGAGAAUGCGGAUGUUGAUUCAGAUGAUGAGACCGGGUGCUCCUCUCUUCCAGAGGCCUCUAGAGCAGUGGUAGCUCACGAGGACGUGAGCGAUUUGGACUCAACAAGGGCACUGAAACGGCGCAGAAUCUCCGAAGCGAACCAAACGAAGAGAGCUCAAGAAGAAUCGAGAUCGACGGCGAUCAUUAGCUCGUUUAGGAGACUCCAAAACGAUAGAGUCGUCGACGGGGAAGACGCGACCGCUACGAUUAUCGGGAUUUGCAAGCUGAGCAGAGAACAGUAGCCUUGAAUAUGGGGGCUUUGUUUCUUUCCUUGUCUUGUUUUGUUUAUGUUACUAACUGCUUAUCAUACGUAUGAGGCAGUUUUUCCCGUCAUCAAUCUAUGAUUUUUUUUUUUU